CCACAAGCCCUCCCACUUCCUCCGGGAGCGGCUGUCAGGGCUCCAGGCUCAGUGCAGGCUGGGGAGCUGCCGUCACCCCCAGGGCCACUCCAAGGCCACCGCCAUGGACCUGCCCCGGCGGCUGCUGGUGGCCUGGGCGCUCAGCCUGUGGCCAGGCUUCACCGACACCUUCAACAUGGACACCAGGAAUGCCCGAAUCAUCCCUGGAUCCAAGAACGCCUUCUUCGGCUACACGGUGCAGCAACAUGACAUUGGGGGCAAGAAGUGGCUGGUGGUGGGCGCCCCACUGGAAACCAACGGCCACCAGCGGACAGGCGACGUGUACAAGUGCCCUGUGGACCACGGGAACUGCACCAAGCUCAAUCUGGGAAGGGUCACCCUCUCCAAUGUCUCUGAGCGAAAGGACAACAUGCGUUUGGGCCUGAGCCUGUCCACCAACCCCAAGGACAACAGCUUCCUGGCCUGCAGCCCACUGUGGUCCCAUGAGUGCGGAAGCUCCUAUUACACCACGGGCAUGUGCUCCAGGGUCAGCUCCAGCUUCCGGUUCUCCAAGACGGUGGCCCCGGCCCUCCAGAGGUGCCAGACCUACAUGGACAUCGUCAUGGUGCUGGAUGGCUCCAACAGCAUCUACCCCUGGCUGGAGGUGCAACGCUUCCUCAUCAACGUCCUCAGGAAGUUCUAUGUCGGGCCUGGGCAGAUCCAGGUGGGUGUCGUCCAGUACGGGGAGGAUGCAGUGCACGAGUUCCACCUCAACGACUACAGGUCCGUGCGGGACGUGGUGGAGGCCGCCCGCCACAUCGAGCAGAGAGGAGGCACGGAGACCCGCACAGCCUUUGGCAUCGAGUUUGCUCGCUCUGAAGCCUUCCGGAAGGGUGGGAGGAAAGGGGCGAAGAAGGUGAUGAUCGUUAUCACCGAUGGGGAGUCCCACGACAGCCCCGACCUGGAGGAGGUGAUCCGGCAGAGUGAGAGGGACAACAUCACCAGAUACGCAGUGGCUGUACUGGGUUACUACAACCGCAGGGGCAUCAACCCCGAGACCUUCCUCAAUGAGAUCAGAUCCAUCGCCAGCGACCCGGACGACAAGCAUUUCUUCAACGUGACGGACGAGGCAGCCCUGAAGGACAUCGUGGACGCGCUGGGGGACAGGAUCUUCAGCCUGGAAGGCACCAAGAACGAGCCGUCCUUCGGGCUGGAGAUGUCCCAGACUGGCUUCUCCUCCCACGUGGUGGAGGACGGGGUUCUGCUGGGAGCCGUGGGCGCCUAUGACUGGACCGGGGCGGUGCUGAAGGAGACGGACACGGGCAAGCUGGUCCCACUGCGGGCAGCCUACCUGGAGGAGUUCCCCGAGGAGCUCAGGAACCACGGAGCCUACCUGGGGUACACGGUCACGUCGGUCCUGUCCUCCAGGCGCGGUCAGGUGUACGUGGCCGGGGCACCUCGAUUCAACCACACGGGCAAAGUCAUCCUGUUCACCAUGCAUGCCAACCGCAGCCUCACCAUCCACCAGGCCCUGCGCGGGGAGCAGAUCGGCUCUUACUACGGGAGCGAGAUCACCUCGGUGGACGUGGAUGGGGACGGGGACUCGGAUCUGCUGCUGGUGGCGGCCCCCAUGUUCUUCAGUGAUGGCUGGGAGCGCGGCCGCGUGUACGUCUACCGCGAGCAACAGGGCCGGUUCCUGUCCAACGGGACACUGCAGGACGCCCCUAGCAGCCAGGACGCGCGUUUCGGGGCCUCGGUGGCCUCUGUGCGGGACCUCAACCAGGACACCCUCAACGACGUGGCCGUGGGCGCCCCCCUGGAGGAGCAGCACGCGGGGGCCGUGUACAUCUUCCUCGGCCGCCCGGGCGGCCUCCAGCGGACAGCCUCGCAGAGAAUUGCCGCCUCCAGGCUGGCGUCGGGACUGCAGUACUUUGGCUGCAGCCUCCAUGGGCAGCUGGACCUGAACGAGGAUGGGCUGGUGGACCUGGCGGUGGGCGCCCGGGGCCGAGCCGUGCUGCUGUGGGCGCGGCCCGUGCUCCGCCUCAAUGCCAGCCUCCACUUUGAGCCACCCAAGAUCAACCUCUUCCAGCGUGACUGCAGACGCAAUGGCAGAGACGCCACGUGCCUGGCUGCCGUGCUCUGCCUCACCCCCAUCUUCCUGGCACCCCACUUCCAGGCCAUCCCCGUCGCCAUCAGGUACAACGCCAGCCUGGACGAGCGUCGGUACGCGCCGAGGGCCCACCUGGACGAGGGCAGUGACCGCCACACUGGCAGGCCCGUCCUGCUCAUGCCGGGACAGCAGCUCUGCUGGCGGCUUGGGUUCCACGUCCUGGACACCGCAGACUCCGUGAAGCCAGUGGUCUUCUCCGUGGACAUGGCGCUAGAGGACCCCACCCUGGGUCCCAUGCUGGACCCCACCUGGCCCACGGCACUCAGAGCCUCGGUGCCCUUCUGGAAUGGCUGCCACCAGGAUGAGCACUGUGUCCCCGAUCUGCAGCUGGAUGCCCGCACUGACCUGCCCACAGCCGCGGAGUUCUGUGGGCGGGUGCUGAGGCGGGCGCCCAGAGACUGCGCAGCCUACUCCUCCGCCUUCGACUCGGGGGUGUUCGUGGUGGAGAGCUCACGGCGCCGGGUGGCGGUGGAGGCGGUGCUGGAGAACCGUGGAGAGAACGCCUACGGGGCCACCCUCAACAUCUCCCACUCCACCAACUUGCAGUUCGCCAGCCUCAUCCAGAAGGAUGAGUCUGAGGGCAGCAUCGAGUGUGUGAGCGAGGAAAGGAGGCCACACAGGAAGACAUGCAAUGUCAGCUACCCCUUCCUCAAGGCCAAGGCUAAGGUGGCUUUCCGCCUGGAUUUUGAGUUCAGCAAGUCCGUCUUCCUCCACCACCUGGAGAUCAAGCUGGCGGCUGGCAGUGACAGUGACGAGGAGGACAACACCCGGGAGGACAACACAGCCCUGCUGCGUCUGCAGCUCAAGUAUGAGGCCGACCUCCUCUUCACCAGGAGCAGCAACCUGACCCACUACGAGGUCAAGGCCCACAGCUCACUGGACACGCCCGACGGCCUGGGGCCACCCUUCCACUGCACCUUUAAGAUCCAGAACCUGGGAUUAUUCCCAGUCCAUGGGGUGACACUCAAGAUUACUGUCCCUGUGGCCACACGGGGUGGCAACCGUGUGCUGUUUCUGCAGGACUUUCUCCUGGAACAGGGAGACGAGUCCUGCAGCACCUGGGGCAACAGCACUGAGUACCGCAGAGUCCCCUCAGAGGAGGAUCUGAGCCGCACCCCGCAGCUGAACCACAGCAACUCUGACGUGGCCACCAUCAGCUGCCCCGUGAGGCUGGCCCCCAACCAGGAGCUGCACGCCCACCUGCAGGGGCGGCUGUGGCUCCCUUCCCUCCACGCGCUCCGGUACAGGGCGCUGGGGCUCUCAGUGCACGCGGCCCUGCAGAGACAGUUCCACAGCCCCUUCAUCUUCCGUGAGGAGGACCCCAGCCGCCAGGUGACCUUUGAGCUGUCCAAGCGGGAGGACUGGCACGUGCCCAUCUGGGUCAUCGUGGGCAGCACGCUGGGCGGCCUCCUGCUGCUGGCACUGCUGGUGCUGGCGCUCUGGAAGCUCGGCUUCUUUAGAAGUGCCCGACGCCGGAGGGACCCCAGCCUCAACCCCACCCCCAAAGGGCUGGACUGAGGCUCCAGAGGCCGAGUCACGGGGACAGGAGGGACAGGAGGGACAGGAGGGGACAGGAGGGGACAGGACAGUCCCGGUGGGAGGCCGAGCCCUGGAGAGCCGGCAGCACUCACUCUGAUGGACAGAAGCCCAGCGAUGGCCCACGGCCCCCACGGACCUCGGGGGACCCCUUCAUGGAGGGCCCGCGCCCCCACCCACCAUGGUGCUAGAGACCCCACGUCCCCUCCCGGGACCCAGCCCACUGCCAGCCCCCGGCUCCAGCUCCGGAUGGACAGACAGAUGGUGGCGCACUGUCCCCUCCCACCACCACACA
Messenger RNA from Erinaceus europaeus (western European hedgehog), 3980 nucleotides. RefSeq names its product integrin subunit alpha 11 (gene ITGA11). Gene Ontology annotation, biological process: integrin-mediated signaling pathway; cell adhesion mediated by integrin; cell-matrix adhesion. The record is from RefSeq and is a predicted model, not a curated record. Gene Ontology annotation, molecular function: integrin binding. Gene Ontology annotation, cellular component: integrin complex; external side of plasma membrane. The transcript is spliced from 30 exons. Bases 104 to 3667 code for a protein of 1187 amino acids. NCBI's taxonomy places the organism in Eukaryota, Metazoa, Chordata, Mammalia, Eulipotyphla, Erinaceidae.